AUGGCGUGGUUCACAACUCUUCCGCGAGGAUCCAUCACCAACUUCCGAGAUUUUUCGUCCAAAUUCCUCGUCCAGUUCUCAGCGAGCAAGACUAAGCAAGUGACGAUCGAGGACUUGUACAACGUGCGACAAUCUGCAGGGGAGACUCUGAAGCAAUACGUGAAACGAUUCAGUGCUGCGUCGGUAAAGAUUGAGGAAUCGGAGCCGAAUUCCUAUGCUCGGGCCUUCAAAAAUGGUCUACAACCUGGAAAGCUAAACAACAAACUGAGUCGUAAGUCGGCCAAAUCGAUGGCGGAGGGGGACGCGUCGCCAGAGGAUAAAGCAAGCAAAGACAAGGUUGAAGGGAGUAAGAGGCGAGACAGGAAAGUCCGGGCAGCGGAGAAGACAACGAGAGACCCUUUGUAUCCAAGGAGGGACAAUGCUGAGCAUCGCCGACCCUGGCACCAGGCUGACUCUCGUCGGCGGGGAGAGUCGGGAAAGAGUCUCAGCGCUUAUCUAACGGAGCUGUUGCGUGAGGUCAAGGCGACCCAUGCCGUUGAAGAAGGCGAAAGGGAAGCAGACCCGCCGCGACCAAAAUCAGAUAAGACUAAGUGGUGUGAGUAUCAUCGGUCAGCAGGACAUGAUACGGGGGAUUGUUUCACUUUAAAGAAUGAGAUAGAAAAGCUCAUCAGAGCAGGGCGAGUGCAGCUAAAUGACCGCAAUGAGCGUUGGAAUGGCGAGCGACAACAGGGAAAUAGGUAUAGGAACUCUCGCCAGCAGGAUGAUCGCCGACGGGAGGAUCGCCGCCGCACGCCGAGUGCGGAAAAGAAGGAAACGCUGGCUACCAAGAAAAAGAACGCAGAAGAAACAUUUAAUAAAGAUCUCGACCCACCGGCGAGCACAAUUAAUACAAUUGCAGGUGGUUUCGGCGGAGGGGGAGAUACAGCUUCGGCAAGAAGAAGACAUGUCAGGGCAGUAACCUCGGUGCAACAAUACCAAGCUCCUUUUGGUUUCCAGCAUCCGGAUAUAGUAAUCUCAUCAGCGGAUUUUGAGGGAGUCCAAAUGCAUAAAGAUGAUCCGGUGGUCGUUAUGGUUCGGAUCAACAGUUUUAAUGUUCGCCGGGUACUUUUGGAUCAAGGUAGCUCCGCCGAUAUCAUUUACGGGGAUGCGUUUGAUAAGUUGGGUUUAACCGAUAAGAAAUUGAUGCCCUAUGCAGGAACGCUAGUAGGGUUCUCGGGCGAGCAAGUGUGGGUGCGAGGUUAUAUAGAUCUAGACACCGUUUUUGGACUAGAGGACAAUGCCAAGCUCCUUCGUGUAAGGUACCUGGUGAUACAAGUUGUUGCCUCGUACAACGUUAUCAUUGGGAGGAAUACCUUAAACCGUUUGUGCGUCGUCAUUUCAACAGCCCAUCUUGCAGCAAAGUACCCGCUGCUUUGUGGGAAGGUGGGGAAAAUUGUGGUGGAUCAAAGAAGGGCGAGGGAAUGCUACAAUAAUUGUCUCAGCAUGUACGGGAAAAAAGGAGCAGGCGAGGGGCACCGGUGUCACGAAAUUGAGAUCCAAUAG
Lotus japonicus is the source of this 1542-nucleotide messenger RNA. RefSeq lists its product as uncharacterized. The transcript is spliced from 2 exons. NCBI's taxonomy places the organism in Eukaryota, Viridiplantae, Streptophyta, Magnoliopsida, Fabales, Fabaceae. The coding region runs from base 1 to 1542 and encodes 513 amino acids. The record is from RefSeq and is a predicted model, not a curated record.